AUGCAUGGCAAGUGGAAGGAAUUACAGGGGCACGAAAUCGCUAGCCUCGACGAGGUGCAAGAAACGGCGUCGAAAAUGGUGACACCCAAAAAGGUGAGCUCCACGUGUUCGAAACACGCAACAGAGCCGAUCAAGAUCUACUGCGAGACGUGCGACGAGUUGAUUUGUCGCGACUGCACCGUCAAGACCCAUCGCGACCACAACUACGACCUCAUCCCCGAUGCCUUCCCGAAACACAGAGAUGCCAUCCUUGCUUGCCUACGUCCCGUCAAAUCUGAGCUUGCUAGUGUAGGGAGCACCAUUGCACAGCUGAAGGCAAGAUCUAGCAGGCUAGACGGACAGGGUAUAGAGGCAAAGGCAGAGGUGAAUGCUGAAGUAGACAAGCUCCAGGCAAUCCUAGAUGCUCGCAGAAGGGAGCUUCACUCCCAGAUAGAUGGUCAGGGUUCUAAUUGUAUGAAGGUGUUUGACGGCAAUCACAGACUGCUGCGAUCAUUUGGACACACAGGACCAGAGGAAAGCAGACUUGACAGACCACUAGGAGUAGCCAUCUCUUCUGAUAACACAGUGUUUGUGGCUGCCUGCCACUGUGUGAAGAAAUUCACUCUUGAGGGUCGGUUCAUAGCAUCAGUGGGUUCAAAGGGCAGUGGACAACUGCAGUUCGACACACCAUGGGCCAUAGCCUACAACCAUACCAACAACAGAGUGUAUGUCUGUGACACUGCAACCAUCGCAUCACAAUCCUCAACCAUGACUUGA
Geodia barretti is the source of this 756-nucleotide messenger RNA. Lineage: Eukaryota; Metazoa; Porifera; Demospongiae; Tetractinellida; Geodiidae. The record is from the annotation of a GenBank genome assembly.